Molecule: messenger RNA, 495 nt
Organism: Leptinotarsa decemlineata (Colorado potato beetle)
Lineage: Eukaryota; Metazoa; Arthropoda; Insecta; Coleoptera; Chrysomelidae
Product: mucin-2-like
Source: RefSeq, a predicted model, not a curated record
AUGACCUCGUCCCUGUGGCGAGCCCCCUCUACGUUGGAUACCACCGUUUCAAAGUCCAAGACGGUCAAGACGAAAAAACAGCCACCGACGGCGUCGCAGAUACCAUCUACUGCAUUAAACAUUGAGCCAACCACCAACACGACAUCUUUAGAGACCACAACCGGGCCGCAUAACGUACCAAAAGCCGGAUCCAUAGUACUUCCGCCACUGAUGCCCACCACCACGACAUCUUUAGAGACCACAACCGGGCCGCAUAACCUACCAAAAGUCGGAUCCAUAGUACCUCCGCCACCGAUGCCUGUGCCAACUGUUCAUGAGGCACCUUCCGGCUCACCCUCUGGCAGCGAGGUGGAGUUACCGAUACCGCAGAGGAGCUGCAACUUAGUCGACGACGUGCUCGAACUCGGUAGAAUAUGCCGAGAGAGGAAGACAAAGCUACUGGUGAUCGAGGGCAGCGACGAGAAAUUGGCAGAGAUUGCCACACGCAAGCAAUGA